AUGUGGAACACAGAUGUGUACACAAAAGUGUGCAGAAAAUUUGUCAUUAAUUUGCUGGAAUAACUUCUUCAUCUCUAAACAAAAAUUUGUUUACAAGGACAUGGUGAACGUAUGGGCCCUGAACUUGCUAAGUAAUUAACCGUAAUCGUUCUCUAUGUCUGCAUGCCACGGUGUCCUUCAGAAUAACUUUGGCCACAGCAAUCACGUGCACAGGACUUUCAGCAAACUGUCACGCUUGCAGUGCACAUUUAGCCAUUGUCUCUCUGCAAUGAUCUUAAAUGUACUGGUGAUAAGUGGCUCCAAAGCAACACAUGCUCUUUGCCCAGACAUAAGCACACCACAGCGAAGAACAUUUGCACAAAUAAAGAAGGAUAAGAUACACUGAAACUAGCAUUCAUAAAAAGAGGUAGCUGCUCCUCCUACUAGUAAAGAAGGAUAGUGAUACAGCCAAAAAAGGCUAUUUGUUUUGUUGAGGUGACAAGCAGCUCACCAAUGUGCUUCGGGUUUUCAUUACUGAAGUACAUUAGAACCGCAAAGUUUGAAUAACCAUGAUUGAUGAUGCGAGAGGCAGCUCAAUCAGAUAAUGAUCUUUAAAACUUUCAGCAUUGUCUUCUGUAUUUUGCUGUGCCCUCCCUGGUGGUUCUUGGUGGCUUUGCAUCAGGAUUAUAUGCCACUGAGGUCUGGUGCAACUUUCAAAAAGGUCCACAAUCGGUAAACUGAAACGUGGUUACAGGCUCGUGCAUGACAGCAGCCAUGUGAGCUGGAGUGUCUAUUAGCAGCCGCUAAGGAUAUCAACCACAACAUAUAUGAGCCCUUACUGCUUUUACUCAUUUGUUGAUUCUUUUUCAAAGUUUACGCUGACCCAUUUCUGUGCCGUGCUGGCUCUGGUGGGACAGCCUGCGGAUAUCCUCGGGACAGUUGCCGUAGCGUGUCCCGUGACGGACGUCCUGGGUAAUCCGAAACUUGUCCCGUAUGGGACGCGGACGACGGGACCGAAAUGGGACAUCCUUGGGACUUUGUGUGUCGUCUGGGUAAGGGGCUACGGACGACGCGAAAGGUUCAUGCGUGUUGUACGUCCAUAGCCAUGGGGGAAUAAAAACGACCAUUCAAUCAUUUCCCCACAAACGCACAGGGUCAAUCGAUUCCUCACAGUGUCAUCCCGAGGAUGACACUCGCGGAUUGUUCGUGAAGAGUCAUCAGGUACGUCCUGUGGCUGUUCCCCGGGGACCUAGCAGGAUGAGAAAUAUUGUUUCUUCAGUUUACCUGCUAAAAAUCCCGAAGCAUUGAGUAACACAUUUAUUUCGUUUUCUAGGGCAAUCCUAGGGGCGAGUGUCCUCUGUAGAAUUUAUCUGCCUAAAAACGUUCUAUGAUACAUUGAGAAUUUAUCACGGAAAAAGAUAGAAACAUGAGAGAAACGAUCCUGUCACACUGCUGACUGUUCUGCUGACUUUCAAAUGUCUUACCCGACUGUAUCGAGCCAGUGUCACUAAGAAACAGACUUUGCAUCGAAGGGUAGUUAAUGCUUCAAGCAAUUCCUCGCUUGUGUAUUGUUCGAUCGUUUGCGUAAUUGACUUCGACAGCGCACACUUCGCUUUGUGUCGGAGGCGACCAGGACUCUCGAUUUUACGGAAGGCUGCGUAACAAGCAAAAAAAAAUUAGUAACAGUACCUGUAGUAUAUAUGUGUUUUAUCUUUAGAACGGAAUUCUCAUAUACCUUCGGAAGUGGGGUUCUCGAACUGAGUGCUCCUCAUGAUUUUUCUCCGUAUUUGAUAAUUUAUAUUUCUCUAUGCUUUCUUUCGAAACCGCCGGGCUCGUUGCCCGCCAUAGGAUGUACAGGAAAGGUACAGGUAAAUUGCGGCUGUUUACCAAAGUGAGUGGAAUCAGUAAAACAGAACACAUCGGGACAAUUCGUGUAGUUUCGUAUCAUUUACCAUUUUUGGUAAAGAAAAGGAAGAAGCAAAUAAGGUGCAAUUAAACGAAACUACAUUACGUCUCUAAUGUAUCAUCACACUGUCCUAAAGUUGUCAUUAAUCGAGUUCUGAGGACAUCCUGAGUGCACCAUAUAGUGCCCCACAGUGACGAUGAGGACGCAUGAAUUGAGGAUCAGAUUUGACUUUCUUGCGGGUGCCACUCCUGUUCAUACAUGGUUCUCUUAGAACAUCCUUGGGAUGACAGUGUGUUCUUGGGUUUAGACCGAGAUUAACGGGCAGCUUUACUACGGUGUUUACGACAUCACAUCCAUUAUUGUGUGACUGACGUGAACCAAAGUAAUGAACACAGAUAGUGAGGCAUUAUACGCACAUAUUCGUGAACUCUUAUUUCGUGCAAAGAAAGGGCCGCUUGCUGGGACCCCCUCAUGUAAACUGUUCACGCAGUAAUGCAAUCCUUCUCUUAUUCAUCUUCAGCCGCUUCGGAGGUAUUUGAAUAGAUAUGAGUUCGCCGUCCAUUACACUUUGCUGUGCUUACGAAAAGACUAUGUCCACUACCUGUCUCGGGUAUUGCCCUCUCGCAAUCAUGCACCAGCUAGACACCGCCCUUCGACUCCUUUCCGGCACCAUAAUCGUUGAGAGAUGCCCAUUCCAGUGUCAUACACACGGAACAUUGUUCCACUGAAAUCCCUCGAGUAGAAUACUGCCACGACACGCACACUCUCCCUGAAUUGUCACGGGCCCUCUUCUAAGAGAACCCAUCAACGACCACGUGACAAUUUAAUAAACCUCAGUAUGUCAAGCAUUUCUAAUUUACCUCCUAUUUGCCAGUCUAUUUUCGUUUUCCACCUCAUUUUCAACCUUUUUUCCAGUCUAAUGGAAUACAGCAAGGAUUGUGUUCCACGAUUUCUGAAACAUUACGGUUGCACUGAUCCAGAUUUUAUUGAGAUGUUCCUCGAGCAAGUACGCGAUGAAUGUGGAACUUCCAAGUGGAACUGUGGGACUGCACCGAAGUGCAACAAGGAAACAGUGACCGACGCCGACACUGAGUGCGGCACAAAAUACACGCAGGAGCACGGCGUUAGUACUCUAAAACCCAAUGAACAACCAGACAAUGCAGACAAGAGCAACGAGAUGCGCAAGCAACAGUGCUGUUCCAUGGAAUACAGCAAGCACUGUGUUCCCGAAGUGCUAAAAAGGAAAGGAUGCAGUGAUGAGAUUGCUGCGUCUUUCAUUGCACAGAGGAAGAAGCUGAUGGCGGUAAUGUGUGGAACGUCGAUGGGGCACUGUGAUUUCUACAAGAACAAGAGCACUGGGCAUCCCAUACAUCCCAUACGGACUUUGUCAACAUUCAUCUUUGUGAUGUCGGUGGGAACAAGCGGCUUUUACGGCCGGUUAUGGUAUCUGCAGGGUUAACUUCCCAUUAUAAAUGAUCAUUGUCAGUUGUAUUUUCUUGAUAUUUUAACUCGUUGAGCACUCUUGAUCACAAUAAAGAUGGUAUCGUCAUAUUCAACAUCGAGGCACAGCAACAAGCAAUAAAUGUUGUGUCUCAUUCUACAACAGAUGGUAUGCGGCAAUGUCUUCCCUCUCACUCAUGGGGUGUUGGGAACUUCUUCUCAUUCUUUUUUCGAGGGGAGGGGGAUAUGCAAUGUCUAGUGAUCAUUGUUACCGAAAAUACACAUCGCUGCGGCAAAGGCAGGGCGGGAAAGGUAAUAGAUUGAAGGAUUCUGUGAUAUACUUGCGGUGGGCACCCUGUAAGCGUGAACAAUGAACAACUCGAGACAAGCCGUGAUGCUUGUAGGAGACGCUGGGACCCCACUGAGCAGCGCUCGUGUGACCGGACGACCCUCAAAGGCCUGUUGAUGCGUCUACGCGUUAGCCUCGAGAGCGUGAGAGGAAUAAAUUCUGAAUUUGAAG
Molecule: messenger RNA, 3845 nt
Organism: Ornithodoros turicata
Lineage: Eukaryota; Metazoa; Arthropoda; Arachnida; Ixodida; Argasidae
Exons: 3
Coding region: 2724-3344 (206 amino acids)
Source: RefSeq, a predicted model, not a curated record